GGACUUUGUCCCCAACAAGGCCUAUAAGAUAAUGGGCUCAGCCCAUUUGAAAGGGGUUCACUAGGAAACCCUAGACCACUUCUUUCUAUAAAUAAGGAGCCAACCUCCUUUGAGAUUGGACUCUUGGCUCUUGGACUCUCUUUUGGUCUCUCAUUCAUCUCUCUCUACUUCUAGAGAGAGAAACAUCUCUCCACAUGCUUUUAUCUAGGCACUUGUGAUCCUUUGUUGUAGAACUACGAUUGGCUUGAUCCCCUUUCGGGGUACGUAGGCAACUCUUCGCCGGGUGCAGCUAUAAUCAUUAAACACCUUUUUCUUAUUCUCUUCGAGUCCUCGUCUCGUUCAUUCAAGCGCAGAUCUUUCUCUCGUCACUUGAUCGAUGAGUCGUCAAUCGAUCGACGAGUCGUCACUCGACCGACGAGUCCUUACUCAACCGACGAGUCCUCACUCGACCGAAGAGUCGUCACUUGACCGUUCUCUUCGAGUCGUCUCCAUCCGGUUCAAGCUCAGCAUGAAGACUUCUCCUAACCCCACUGACGAGUCCUCGUCUCGUUUAUUCACUAGUUUGUUGACAGUUCUCGGUUCAAACAGAAAGAAGAAAUUGGUCCACGCCCCAAACCCUUUUUAUAGGAGAGUCUAAUGUUCUGGCAGAAGACUUCACAAUCUCUUUCUCUCUCUCUCUAAACCAAACCCAAAAAAAUCUUUACAUCUCUACCUUUUAACAAUCUUUCUCCUUUCGUUAAUCUCGUGAUCUUCUUUCUUCUAUUUAUGGACAUAGGAUGGUCUGGUCUCACUCUUGAUUCAUCUUCUCUCGAUCUCGUAAUACCUAAACGUUUCAAAAAAAAUUAUACUCAUCGCCGCCUCUCGACUCCGUUGACGAUGUCUACAACUGGAGAUGACGUUGACGAUAACAAGACCAAAAUAUCCAACGCCGCCAGAGAUUUUAGGUUUCCAGUGAGUCUUUCUGGUAUCUGUGACCGUCAAGAUAAUGAUAUAUCGAGUGGCGUCGCCGGUGAAAACGAUUGUGCAGUUCCCGGCGAAGAUUUUUUCUCCGACGAGAAAUCUAGGGUUUGUUACCUAGAGGACGCUGGAUUUUGUGUUAAAAAGGAGGUACAAGAUGAUCGAACGGACGUACAUACCGGUUUGAAUCUUCGAACCAGGAGUGAUCAAUCAGUGACCGACGACGAAGAAUCUUACGAAAUGGAAGAUAAGUGUGCAAAAAAUGAGUCAAUUAAGUUACAAGAUGAGCUAAAGAAAGUGACCAUAGAGAACCAAAAGCUAAGAGAAUUGCUUACACAAGCGAGCAAUAGUUACACUUCACUUCAGAUGCAUAUUGUUUCAUUAAUGCAACAGCAGCAAAAACAACAGAACAAGGCAAUAGAGGCUACUGAAAAUCAUGAGGAGACUAUAGUACCAAGGCAGUUCCUCGAUCUAGUCCCUUCCAGAGCACCUGGCGAGGCUGAGGAUGUGUCAAAUUCUUCAACGGAAGAUAGAACUCGUUCAGGCGGUUCUUCUGCGGCCGAGAGGCGUAAUAACGAGGUUAGGGACGGAAAGAGACUUGGACGUGAAGAAAGCCCCGAAACCGAGUCUAACAAAGUUCAGAAAGUGAAUAAUAGUACGUUUGAUCAACCCGGAGAAGCUAUCAUGAGGAAAGCUCGUGUCUCCGUUCGUGCCCGCUCGGAAGCUCCUAUGAUAAGCGAUGGAUGUCAAUGGAGAAAGUAUGGCCAGAAGAUGGCAAAAGGAAAUCCUUGUCCACGGGCUUAUUACCGUUGUACGAUGAUCACGGGAUGCCCCGUUCGCAAACAAGUUCAACGUUGUGCGGAAGACAGAUCGAUCCUGAUAACGACCUACGAGGGAAACCACAACCAUCCAUUGCCGCCAGCAGCAGUGGCGAUGGCUUCAACAACCACGGCCGCGGCUAACAUGUUACUAUCCGGGUCAAUGUCUAGUCACGAUGUGAUGAUGAACCCUACCAAUUUACUAGCUAGGGCUGUUCUUCCUUGCUCGACAAGCAUGGCCACAAUCUCAGCCUCCGCUCCAUUCCCUACCGUCACCUUAGACCUCACCCACUCACCUCCAUCUCCUAAUGGUUCCAACUCCUCCCCUUCGACAGCGGCCGCUAACAACAACAACCACCACAACGCAUUGAUACAGCGGCCACAGCAACAACAAAUGACGAAUAUACCCCCGAGUAUGUUACCUCAUGUAAUAGGUCAGGCAUUGUAUAACCAAUCCAAGUUCUCGGGGUUGCAGUUUUCCGGUUGUUCUCCAUCAGCUGCCUUUUCGCAGCCGCACGCUGUGGCUAAUACAAUAACAGCACUCACCACUGAUCCGAACUUCACGGCAGCUCUUGCAGCCGUUAUUACUUCUAUGAUUAAUGGUUCGAAACACCAUGAAGGCGAAGGAAAUGAUAGGACCGUAUUAUAUAAACUACGGAGAACUGAAUAUUGUAAAGAAUAAAAUUUAUAAAAGUAUACCAAAGAUUAAGAAAAGGAUGAUUCAACUGCAGAGGCGAGAUAUUAUCUCUUUCCUUAACUCAAAAUACGUCCCGUAGUGCGACGGUUUGAUAACGUAAUGAGUCCCAAAAUACAACUGCAAAAAAUCUUCUGAUUUGCGUCACUCUAUCAGAAGCCUGGCGAAACUAGUUUUGUGUAUACUCUCAGACUCAAAAGAAAAUCAAAGAAAAGGAUAAAAGAAAUAUGGAGGAUUGUAUGUUUUCUCUGUGUGUACACAAGUAAACACAAGUGCUCCUUUUAUAACUUAAUAAGAAUGAAACACGUUAUGUAAUUGAAUGAGUCGACUAACGUACAAUCAUAAUAGCAAUAAAGGAAAUUGAUUCCCAUCUCUACGAUUUAAAAAACGUUAGUACAUCAAGUCAUAAAGUUGCAUUGACCACAUCAAAGCCAACAAUAUACUUUAAUUGAGUUUAUAUUUCAUAUUUAACCAAAUAUAAAAAUAUUUUAUGAAUAAGAUUUAAAACAAAUUAAUUGACAUUAAAGUCUAAUCAACUUAUUAAAUCUAAAUUCAAACCCAAUUAUCUAAAGUGAAAUAUUUGUUAAAUUUUAUAUUUAACCAAAUAAUAGUUUUACAAGCUUUUCAUAUCAUUCACUUUAGACAUCCAUUUCUCAUUCAAAACAACUUCGAUUUUGACCAGCAAAUACACUAUUUCAUAGUGUUCACGGUGACGAUUACAUCGUGCCCAAAUUCCGGUCUUUCCGACAGACGUCUCCGUCGAAAAACCCAUCG
This is a messenger RNA of Brassica napus (rape), 3243 nucleotides long. RefSeq names its product WRKY transcription factor 6-like. Gene Ontology annotation, biological process: regulation of DNA-templated transcription. The record is from RefSeq and is a predicted model, not a curated record. Lineage: Eukaryota; Viridiplantae; Streptophyta; Magnoliopsida; Brassicales; Brassicaceae. Gene Ontology annotation, molecular function: DNA-binding transcription factor activity; sequence-specific DNA binding. The coding region runs from base 766 to 2457 and encodes 563 amino acids. The transcript has 6 exons.